Messenger RNA from Drosophila obscura, 1742 nucleotides. RefSeq lists its product as uncharacterized. Gene Ontology annotation, cellular component: clathrin-coated vesicle; mitochondrion; actin cytoskeleton. Bases 78 to 1142 code for a protein of 354 amino acids. The transcript has 6 exons. NCBI's taxonomy places the organism in Eukaryota, Metazoa, Arthropoda, Insecta, Diptera, Drosophilidae. The record is from RefSeq and is a predicted model, not a curated record. Gene Ontology annotation, biological process: negative regulation of apoptotic process; regulation of actin filament polymerization.
GUUGCGGUGAAAAAAGUGCAGUUUAAAUUAGCGCGCCCAAUAAGAUUCAUUUCCACUUGUACCAAAGUCCGUACCAGAUGAAACGAAACGAUCCAGGUAGAAUUAUUCUAGAGGACUUGCGCUUUUGGUUCUAUCAAUUACCAGCGAGGAGCCAACUAGAAAUGGAUAUACUCAAGAAAAUGUUCAAAUCGGUGGAGGAAAAGAAGCAGGACGGUGCCGAUAUAUCCGCAUCGAACAAGGAUGAGUUCCGGAAGCCGCAGUGGUUCGAGGAGGCCGAAACGGACGAUGAGCUCUUCGACGACGAUCGCAAGUUCGCAUUCCAAGUGUUCACCAGUCCGCUGGAAAUGCAGAAGCACUUUGAGAGACAGAUGCAGCGUCUACUGGAAUCGAUCGAUGACGAUGAUCAUGAUGAUAAUGAGGAUUUCUAUGAUGUCUUGAAGCCCGGUUUUGAUAGCUCGAUUCUCAAGAAGUUUGCUCGGCAACAUGGUCAAUCUCUGGACACGGAUUUGGAUGACGAGAUUUACGCCGAUCAGAUGCAGUCGCUCAUUCAGCGCUUGAAUCCGAAAAAGGGACAGGAGCCGGCCGACGAAGCCGUUGGCAACAUUUUGCCCUCCAAUCAAAGUCGCCUUCUGAAGAGUCUGCGGAAGGCAAAGAUGACGGAUGAGGAGCUCAUCAUGGGUCGCAUUCAUGGCACAAUCUCAGCCGAUGGUGAAGAGGUGCCACAGGCUCGUCCAACACGUCCGUACAUCGGUAUCAAGCCGGAAAUCAUGACUCCGAUGACGCCCAUGUUGCCGCGCAGUGGAAUGACGCCAUUUGGUGGGGUAUUCGAUGGAAACUAUCAGGGUCCGAAGAUGUUUAGCCAGAGCGUGAUGACCCAGACGGUGCGCAAGCCGGAUGGCAGCUAUGAGACCACCAAGGUGGCCCAGGAUGCGACUGGCCACAAGACCACCACGGUGACUCGUAUGAAAGAUGGCCGCUCGGAGACGGUGGUCACCCACGAUGGCAAGGAGGGUGGUGUGCCAUUGGGUAAGGCUGUCGCCAAGCCUCAGAGGGGCUCUCUGGGUGAGCAGCAUGUCGCGUAUGCCGAUCGCAACCUGUUUGUGACAAAAGAAGGCUACGCCAUGCCACGGAACCUCUGGUGACCAGUGGUGAACAGCUAUUGCCCCAAUCAAGACAAGCGAUCUCUGCUGCAACGCGAGCGUCAGCAGCAGCAACAGCAACAGCAACAACAGUAUGCAGAUAAGCUAAAGCGAUUCGUCGGCAACAUAGUCCCACAUCCACACAACAUCCAAAUUAGAACCUACUAUAUUUUAGUUUACAUUCUCCUUAGUGUUUGGUGUUUUAGAUGAAACUCAGUUGAGACAACAGAUGACGACGAUUAUUGACCAUGAUUUUAUUAAGCAGCGACCGCACAGCGUCGUUGUAUAUUGUGAGCAUGCGCACCCCAAAAUGCGCUCCACACACUUUCAGUUCCCAGUGUUCUGUUCCCUGGGCAUUCUGCAGGCGGCAGGCAAGGGGCGUUUGCACCCCCACACGCAGCUGAGAGAAGAAUGGAUAGGAGUGGAGUGAAGUGCAGCAGCAGCAGCAGCAGCAGCAGCUCUAGAUGGCAGAGGAGCAGGAGCCGGUGCAGGUGCAGGCUCGUGUUGAACGGUGUGAACGUGAUUUUCAGUUUGACAAAGUCCAGCCAGACUGAAGCCCGGUUCGGUCAGCGGGUUUCAGUCGCCCAAACAAAAAAAUUCAAA